Messenger RNA from Apiotrichum porosum, 3246 nucleotides. RefSeq lists its product as uncharacterized. Bases 1 to 3246 code for a protein of 1081 amino acids. Gene Ontology annotation, biological process: retrograde vesicle-mediated transport, Golgi to endoplasmic reticulum. Gene Ontology annotation, cellular component: endoplasmic reticulum membrane; Dsl1/NZR complex. Gene Ontology annotation, molecular function: SNARE binding. The transcript has 2 exons. The record is from RefSeq and is a predicted model, not a curated record. NCBI's taxonomy places the organism in Eukaryota, Fungi, Basidiomycota, Tremellomycetes, Trichosporonales, Trichosporonaceae.
AUGGAGACCGAACCAGACGUCCCAGUGGCGUCCUCUUCGACGUCUCAUCUGCUCGACGCCGAAACGCUGCUCUCAACACCUGCCCACGCUCUUUCGCAGGCGACCAUUGGCGCCUCGUUGGAGAACAUUCCGACCGCCCAGCGUCUCGUCACCUGCACCAACCUCGUGCUGAGUGGCAAGUUUUACGACCAGAAUGUUCUGCGUCUUAUUGUCGACGUCGGCCUGCGAGCCGGGUCUGAAGAGGUCGAGCUCUUGGAAGGCGACGUGCGCUCGCGCCUCGAAGAGAGCCACGCGACCAAGGGCGACGGCUGGGAAGGAUGGUCGCAGGACGACGUGCAUGCCCAGCUCCGGGCUGUGCUCGACAGUGACGAGCCCCGACAUGUGGUUGCGCGAUGCCUCGCUGUCCUGCAACAGGCUCGUCGUCGCCUGGACACGUUUGACACCUUCCACGCACCCCGAACCCCUCCACCAGAACCAAUAGCCGGAACGCCGGCAAAGCAAGCCGAAGAAGACAUUGCAGCCGAGGACGAUGACCCCUGGGACGACGACCCGUGGGCAGAGGGCGGCGACGAUGAGGACGAUAACGACGAGAUUCCACCCAUACUCGACGACCCGUGGGCCGAGGACGCGAGUGAGGACGAGGAGCCGGUACCACUGCCAAAGGCGGACACGGCGACGCCGGACUCUGCUGAGCCACAGAACCCACCGAUAGACCCUUCCACUUUUAUCCUGCAGUCGGUCGUCUUCUCUGCGCUCUAUUUCGCAACGUCAGCUCACCUGACUGCGCUGCGGGUCGUGUGCCAGCGCCACUCGUCCGACAUUUGGCCGUACCGCCUGGCCAUUGUCGAGGCCAUCCCAGGCUGGGUGUCACCCGCCGACGACGACGUCCUGGCCUUGUUGCCAUCGGCUGGCGAAGAUGGAGAAGGACGCGCAUGGCCCAAGGGCAAGGUAGUCGACACACCGUGCUUCCUCGACCUUUUGGUUCCUCAUUUCGGCCCUGCAUCCCUCGGCCCCGCUGCUGCCCCGGCACUGCUUCCCAACCGCAAGGACGACACGCUGUCAAGCGACGGUAUCUCCGAGUGGUACACAGACCGCGUGUUCGCUCUUGACGACCUCGGUCUUUUGGACUCACAGCUCACCUGGGUGCAGCAUGGUGCCGCCCUCGGUGUUGGAGGCCUGGACGCCAUUGGGGAGGACCUCUCGCUCCUCUCACGCCUCAUCUAUGAUGCCAACCUCACACCCGAGCAGCUUGGACAGUGGUCACUGGCAACAUGGCGUACCGCCAGCGAGGAGGAGAUUGUCAAGGCGUAUCUCUCCAACUCUACCCCGGACAGCGUCGUCGACGACAUUCGCCGUCUCGUCCUUCCUUACCUCUACGUGCUCGAGUCUCGUGCCGAGCGUGCUGGCAAUGCCGAUCCAGGACUGGUCCAGAGGAUGCUUCACAGCGCCAUCCUCGAGCUUCCCCUCGACCUUGCUCUUCCCUGCUUUGAGGCAUCAAAGGCCACCCUGCGCGCACCCGCCCGUCUCAUCAAGGACGACCAGACGGUCGCUCGCAUGGCCCUUGCGAUUCUUUACGGCAGCGACCAGCGCGACGCCUACAAGACCAUGUCGGCCAUUUUCGAGUGUCUCCCCGUGUGGGACGUGUCUGGCGGCGACCCAGAGUCGGACCGCGAAGCGACGGCCACCACGCUCGAGUCCAUUGCCGACUUUGUGCGGCCCACCGUCUCGAGCGCGGGUGCGCAUUCCGCCCCGGAGCUGUUCAUCUUCUUCAAGCCCCUCCCCUUCUCAUCCCUGUCCCGCGCCCUUGACAUUCUCGACAUGCAGCUCAUGUCGGGCGAGGUCCUCUCGCGAUGGGAGGUGCCCGUGUACCUCCGCACUCUGCUUCAGUCGGCGCGUAACCACGACGAGCAGGUGACGCUCGCCGAGAAGAUGGUGCGCCGGCAGGCCACCCGCAAUGCCGACGAGCGUGUGUGGGUGGCUCUUUGGGAGGACAUGGACAGGCUCCAGAGCGGCGGCGAUUCACUCCUCCGUGGCGCGUUUGGCAUGCUCUCAAAGGAGGAGCUUAUGCGCAUCUUCCUCGGCGGAGUGCUUUCUGCAGGCAACUUUGCGACUGCCAAAAAGGUCAUUCGUCGUCUCGAGCCCGAGGGACACUUCACCCCGGAGAGUCUCGAGGAUGUGGUCCUUACCACGUCCAAGGAGUUUUACAUGCGCGCCGAGACGGGCAACAUUCACACUGGCGACAUGAAGCUGGCUUACGAAUGCCUCUCUGUUCCCCCCGAGACUCCUGCUAUUCACGCCGAGCGCGACUUUAUCCAGGCCACUUCGCGCCUGACCACCUUCCGCUCCCUCUCAAACCUCACACCAGCCGAGAUCCGCCACACCACCAACAAGCUGGACCUCAUCCGCCGUGUCCUCUCCACCUCGGACGAUGCGUACAGGCACACGGGCAUCAUCCUCGAGCUCACCGACAAGCUUGGCUACGCAAAUGACCAAGCUGCCCGCGCCGAAGUUCUGGCCAUGCUGGUCGACGCCGCCGUGGCCGCCGAGGACUGGGACCUCGCGCGCGACCGCGUCGACGAAAUGGUCGGCAUGGCCCAGCCAGACCUCGGCGAAGGGUCCGGUGACGACGAGGCGGCGCACAAGCUCCGUGCCGUCGUGUGGCGGUCGUGUCUCGCCCUUGGCCGCCAGGCUCAGUACCCCGACCUGGGCGGGCGCAUGGCGCUGCUGGCCCAGGCCAUCGCGCUGUGUCCGCCCGACGACGUGCCUGUCAUCCUCCCCAUCUGGCGCAAGGUCGAGGCAGAAGUCGCCGCCCACCCCGAGGUGCUCCACAUGACCCGCUCCACGAGCAGCAGCGGCACGCCGCCGUCGUUGAACCUCCCGGCCGGCGGCGAGGAACGCGUCCUCGGCUCGCGGACUGCGGCGCGCGCAGCGCGCCUGGCCCUCGACCUCGGCCACGGUCUGCGCUCAUUCACGGGCUCGCCGGCCCUGGGAAGCGCGCGCUCCCCCGACCUCUCCCGCCACGACAGCCGCGACUCGCGUGACUCGCGUGACGGCCAAGGUCAAGGUCAAGGUCAAGGCCACGGUCACGGAGGAGCGUUGGCUGCGCGUCGGGACAGCUCGUCGGCCAGGCGUGACGCCGCGGCCCUGUUCGACGACGGCGACGAGGAGAGCGUCCGUGCCGUCGGCCGCCGUGCGCUCGUUCGCGGCGUCGGAUGGCUGCUCGGCGCCGAGGAGGGCGAGAUGUAG